This is a messenger RNA of Nerophis lumbriciformis (worm pipefish), 1701 nucleotides long. NCBI's taxonomy places the organism in Eukaryota, Metazoa, Chordata, Actinopteri, Syngnathiformes, Syngnathidae. The record is from RefSeq and is a predicted model, not a curated record.
AUGGAGCGCGAGUCGUUUCUCGAUGAGCAAAUCGCGGGCUUCCUUAAUGAGAAUUUUGUUUGCAUCAAGGUCGACCGUGAAGAACGGCCGGACGUGGAUGCGAUUUACAUGGAGUCUUUGCGAGUAGUUAAUCGACGAGCCAACGGUGGCUGGCCGCUUUCGAUGUUUUUGACUCCCGACGCAAAACCGUUUUUCGGGGGUACCUACUUCCCUGCGAGAGACGGGGAUCGCGGGGCGCGAUUGGGGUUCUUCAGCAUCUCGCAAAAAGUAUUGGAAGCGUGGAAGAAUCAAACUGACAAGAUCAAGGCAGAUGCGGACUAUGUAGCCACCGAAGUCAAAAGACGUUUAGCGGGGCAGGCAGUUCCCGCUGACGCCAAAAUUGACCCUGAUUGGAUCACAAGUUGUGCGGAUGGCCUGUCCGAUUCCUAUGACGGUGAGUUCGGGGGCUUCAGCUACUCGCCGGCCAACCCUAAUCGCCCGAAGUUCCCAGAGCCUUCCAACAUGUUCUUUUUACUCCAUGAGCUUGAGCAGGACAGCAGCAACAAACGAGCCCGCGAGCAGUUGGUAUUCACUUGCGAGCGGAUGAUGAUGGGUGGAAUCCUGGACCACCUUGGCGGCGGUUUUCAUCGAUACAGCGUUGAUAGAUUUUGGCGAAUUCCGCACUUUGAAAAGAUGCUGUACGACAACGCUCAAUUGGCAACCGUAUACAGCAAAGUUUACGAGCUAACCAAUCGUCCCGAGUUUCGGAUGGUGGUCGAUGAGAUGCUGGAAUUCGUGUUGCGAGAGAUGCAGGACAAAGGCGGUGCUUUCUAUUCCGCUCUCGAUGCUGAGUCAGAAGGUGAAGAGGGUAAGUUUUACCGCUGGGAACUGAAGGAAUUGCAACAGACCUUGACCAAGGAAGAAUUUGGUUUGUUUGCCAAGGUCUACGAGAUCGACAAAUCGCCAAAUUUUGAAGGCAGUUACUACGUCCCGCAACUUUCGACGAACUUCCAACAGAAGGCCAGCGCUGCCGGCAUGGAUGUGAAGACGCUCAUCGAAAAGCUCAAGCCAAUUCGAAAGAAGUUAUUUGAUGUUCGCGCCAAGCGUGCUCGGCCGUUGACGGACACAAAAAUCCUGGCGAGUUGGAACGGCAUGAUGAUUCGCGGGUUCGCUGAUGCUGGCCGUAUUCUGAAGAAUGAAAAGUACGUCAAGGCAGCACAGAAAGCAGCCGAAUUUCUGUUGAACAAGAUGGUUGAUAAAGAUGGACGACUGGUCCGAACCGUGACUGACGGCCAAGCGAAACUCAACGCGUACGUGCCAGACUACGCAUGCGUUGUUGACGGAUUGAUUUCGCUUCAUCGAGCCACUGACGAUCAAGGUUGGCUUGAUGCUGCCCUUAGGAUCCAGGUUAAACAGGAUGAGUUAUUUUGGGAUGAUGAGCACGGUGGGUAUUUUUACACAUCGGAUGACCAUGAAUCACUGAUGGCUCGUGCGAAAAGAACGACUGAUGGAGCGGUCCCAUCCGGGAACAGCGUGACUGCCGGGAACCUCGUCUAUCUAGCCAAGGCCUUGAAUAAACCUGCGUACCUGGAUCAGGCUCGCCGCACGAUUCUGUCUGCCUCGCCCCUGUUGGAUCAACUGCCGUCUGAAGCGCCACGGCUGCUGAUUUCAGUUCGGGCAAUUUCUGCUAACAAUCAGACGACUAACAAGACCACCAAAUGA